AUGUCUCUAUCAUCGAAAUCUCGCGCCCAAGGCGCCAUCUGGGGUGUCUGCGUAGCCGACGCCCUCGGUGGCCCCGUCCAAUUCAAAGCCGCAGGAACAUUCGAGCCGAUCACAUGCCUAAGAUCCUGGAAACAACCAGCGGGAUCCUAUUCGGACGACGGGUCUCUAACACUAGCCCUAGCAUGCUCAUUCAACAAGUCCCAAAUGCAAUACAACCACACGCUAGCAAUCCACAACUUUGUCGCAUGGCUGACCAAAGGCCAAUUCAGCACAAUCAACCGCUCAUGGGACGUAGGACGCUCCACCCGCACCUCGCUGAAGCUGUGGUCGAAGCGUGGCAUAGACAAAGGUGAACUCGACGUGGCCCAGGCGUUGGUCAAUAGCAAAUUGGAUCACGAUGAGUUCUCUGGGAACGGGAGCUUGAUGAGGAUCGUCCCGAUUGGGUUGGUUUACUGGCGGGAUUCGGGACUGGCGAGGGAGAUUGCUAGAACGCAUAGUCGGAUUACCCAUCCUUCGCUCGCGUGUGUGGAGGCCUGUGAGGCGUACACGGAGUUGGUGUGUAGGGUUAUGAAUGGUCAGACGAAGGAGCAGCUCUAUCAAGCGGUCUCUGAGUUCCCAUUUACUCAUGCUGGUCUGAAGGAGCGCUUGUCGCCAUCUAGAUACGGAACUAUCAGCGACUGGAAAUCAAAGGAGCCUCGUGAUAUGACGAGUAGUGGAUGGGUUAUUGAUACCAUUGAGUGUGCCCUGUGGGCAUUCUUCAAGUAUGAUACUUGGAAGGAUGGGGCGUUGGCAGUUGUCAAUCUGGGUGGUGACUCGGAUACUGCAGGGGCUGUUUAUGGAGGUCUUGCAGGCUCUUUCUAUGGGUUUGACACUAUACCUAGUGAAUGGGUCGAUGGGAUGCAGAAGAAAGGGUUUAUUGAGAGUAUUGCUGGUGCUCUGUCUGAUGGGAUAGCUAGAGGAUAG
Penicillium roqueforti is the source of this 963-nucleotide messenger RNA. Its product is annotated as ADP-ribosylglycohydrolase family protein. The record is from RefSeq and is a predicted model, not a curated record. The transcript is spliced from 3 exons. NCBI's taxonomy places the organism in Eukaryota, Fungi, Ascomycota, Eurotiomycetes, Eurotiales, Aspergillaceae. The coding region runs from base 1 to 963 and encodes 320 amino acids.